Messenger RNA from Diospyros lotus (date-plum), 357 nucleotides. RefSeq lists its product as uncharacterized. Lineage: Eukaryota; Viridiplantae; Streptophyta; Magnoliopsida; Ericales; Ebenaceae. The record is from RefSeq and is a predicted model, not a curated record. Bases 1 to 357 code for a protein of 118 amino acids. The transcript has a single exon.
AUGGUAGCACUCUCUGUCCGACUAACCCUCCGUGAUCAGAUUAAGAGCCAUCAGAAGGGAGACCAAUUCUUUGAGUACAUCAAGGAUGAGGUUAAUACUGAGAAGCAGAAGGACUUCACAAUAGCUAGUGAUGACACGCUCUAUUUCCAAGGGCGACUGUGUGUGCCAAACUUUGAGGAACUAAGGCAAGAAAUUUUGGAAGAAGCCCACUCCAUUCCUUAUUCUGUACAUCCUGGAAAUACAAAGAUGUAUUGUGACCUAAAGGUAGUGUUUUGGUGGAUAAAUAUGAGGGAAGACAUAGCUAAAUUUGUUGAAAAAUGUUUGACAUGUCAGCAGGUGAAAGCUGAGCACCAAUGA